CGUUUCCAUGGGAUCGCCAUGGGAAUACCUAGUACCUGUUGUUAAAGUUCUAAAAACAUUGAUGGCAGCCACGAGAUAGUUCAGAUACACUCUGAUCACAAUGUUGAUCGACACACCUUGAUGAGUAAGGGUAGAAAUACUUGAGUGCUUCUCUUCAAACAGAAAAAGGCCUGCAUUAUAAACGCUUACCAACCAUUUCCGGCCAAUUCUGACUUGGUGGUGAAAGCUCGACGUUUGUAACUCACUGUCUGUUGUUUUGGAUUGGAUUUGAAAUCUGGGAAGAUUUGCAAACAUGGCUAACUCCAGUACUCCGUGUCCAGCUCUUGAUAUGUCUUAUAGGUGUGAUAAAAAAGGCAGUGGCUCGCUCCUUUUGCCUAUUUUCGACGAGAGAAGUUGGGGUGAAGGAACACGAACGGCCUUGUACUUGAUCACACUGUUUUGGUGUUUUAUGGGUGUAUCCAUUGGAGCCGAUCUCUUUAUGUGUGCUAUCGAGACGAUAACUAGCAAAACAAAGCGAAUCAAAGUUGCCUCACAGGAAGAGGGUAAAGGGUAUGAAGAAGUGGAGGUCAGGGUGUGGAACGACACUGUUGCCAAUCUUACCCUCAUGGCUCUUGGGUCGUCAGCCCCCGAAAUCCUCUUGUCUAUCAUUGAAAUUGUUGGUAAUAAUUUCAAAGCAGGAAAACUUGGGCCUGGAACCAUAGUUGGAUCUGCAGCCUUCAAUCUACUUAUAAUCACAGCAGUAUGUAUAAUAUCAAUUCCUAAUGGCCAAACCAGAAGCAUAAAGUCGUACAAAGUAUUCAUCGUUACAGCGACAUUUUGCGUUUUUGCAUACAUAUGGUUGUAUAUUGUGCUGCAAGGCGUAUCACCCAAUCGUAUCGAAAUCUGGGAGGCUGUCCUCACGUUUGUACUUUUUCCAAUCAUGGUCAUACUUGCAUACAUCGCAGACAAGGACUAUUGUGCUGGGAAAAUCGACUCUAAUGAAAAGCCAGCCAUUGAAAUGGGGUCUCUUGAGCUUCUGAAAGAAGACUACCUUAAAAGACAUUACCCUGAUGUUGUAUCGUUUAUGAAGGAAGUCACCGGCAACCCAAGAAUCAGCGACGAAGAAGCUGCAAAGCUCAUUGCUAUGAGAAUAGAAUCUGCAAAGACCAAGAAUUAUGGCUACUACAGAGUUAGUGCAUUAAGAAACUUUGGUGGUGGAAGGAAAGUUGUACCCCAUGUGGAGCCGAAGCUACAGUCGAUCUACAACGAAGCGUCUGAUGCAGAACUGACCGGGAGCCAUUUGGCACUUGUCGAUGUAGAUGGAACAGCCAAAAUCCAGUUCACAGCAACGUCAUAUGCAGUUUUGGAGAAUGAAAAAGUUGUUCACAUUGGAGUAGAGCGGUCUGGCAAUCCGAAGUCUCUUGUUACCGUCCACUACGAGACUAUUGAUGGCACUGCGGAGGCAGGCUCUGACUAUAUCGGAAAGAAAGAGCUACUUCAGUUUCUACCAGAUGAAUUGCACAAGUACAUUGACAUUGUGAUCAUAGACGACAAUGAGUGGGAGCCAGAUGAAACAUUCUUCGUCAAGUUGUGGUGUGACCCACAGGAUACAGCAGUGAAAAUUGGAAAACACAGUGUUACCGAGAUUACGAUCAUUAAUGACGAUGAGCCUGGCAAUAUCGAGUUUACAAAACCCAGUAAUAUCUAUAAGGAGAGCACAGGUGUCGCAGAGAUAGAACUGCAGAGAAUUAACGGUGCAGAUGGCCAGGUGUCGGUAAAAUGGACCACAACGGACCAGUCAGCUGUCAAUGGCAAAGACUACAUUGGCGGUGAAGGCACUGUGGUAUUUGAGCAUGGGGAGACAAUGAAAGUUCUCGGAAUUGAGUUGAUAGAUGAUAAGACAUUUGAGAAAGAUGAAACAUUCAUGAUCUCUUUGUCGGAGCCUACAAAUGGAGCGAAGGUUGGUCGUCUGAAAAGGACCGUUGUCACGAUUGUCAAUGAUGAUGAUUACAGAAGAAUGUUCGAUCGAGUUGUAAGCAUGACGCACAUGAACCUUCAUAAAUUUUCCCUCGGAUCUGCUACAUGGGGUCAACAGUUCGCAGAAGCAAUGUCAGUUAACGGUGGCGAUGUGGAGAACGCAACUGUUCUGGAUUACAUAAUGCACUUGAUGACGUUUGGAUGGAAGGUCAUCUUCGCAUUUGUGCCCCCGUGCAGCUGGUUAGGUGGCUGGCUUGCAUUCGCCGUCUGUAUCAGUAUGAUUGGUAUUUUGACUGCCUUAAUUGGAGAUUUAGCAUCAAUAUUCGGCUGCCUGAUUAGGUUGGACACGGAGGUGACAGCCAUCACAUUUGUUGCUCUUGGUACCAGUUUGCCUGAUCUGUUUGCCAGUAAAAAUGCUGCGAUGAAUGAAAAGUAUGCCGAUGCCUCUAUAGGCAAUGUCACUGGCAGUAACUCUGUCAAUGUGUUUCUUGGUCUUGGCACAUCUUGGGUCAUCGCUUCGAUUUAUCACGCUUCAAAGGGUUCACAAUUUGAAGUUGAUGCUGGAUCCCUCUCAGUCAGUGUCGUGACGUACACUAUCUGUGCUUUGAUAUGCAUUUCCAUAUUGGUGUUGCGUCGAUACUUGGCGGCCUUUGGCAAAGGAGAGUUGGGUGGAACGCCACUGCUGAAAUGGGUUUCUGGUAUCAUACUUAUUUCUCUAUGGUUUAUAUACAUCAUCGUAUCAGCUAUGAAGGCAUAUAACAAAUUCUAGUCUUCUCUUUUUUCUCCGAUAACUGCUUUUUAGCUGUAAUAUGGGUUUUUAGGAUCAGAGUUCAAAAUUUCGACCCUCACUUUGAUACCAAUAAUAACAAAAACUUUUUAAAAAAGGAGAACAGGAACAUUCUCCCGUGUUUAUGAACGCUUGAAGUUCAAAAUCAAAUCGGGCUUAAGCGAGUCUAUGAAACUGGCAGAUGAGACAAUGGAAUGAAAUAGGCUAUUCAGCGGCUGUGGUGUGACAAAGAGGACCCCCUUUAAAGGCACCAUAUACUGUCGGUCAACUGAUCACCUUAUCAAAAGGCUUUACGGGCUCUGUGGGAACCUUAAAUAUCAACCGAUGGGAAUUUAGGUGACCACGAAAAUUCAUCGGGACAUCGUGCAUUAAGCGAUUAUUGGUUGUUAGAAGACCCAGCUCUAACUCAUCCUAAUGUUAUCUGUAGAAACAACCAAUAAAGACAACGGCUCACAGUUUCCUGCUAUUAUCUCCUUCUCUAAUAGAAUCCUAUGCACGCUUUAAUGGAUCAUUUUGAUCCCAUUCAUUUGGUACAUCCGACCUGAGCCUUUUCUUAAGUGACAAAAGAUGUAACGUCAAAACUUCACAAAUUUACGAACGGAAUCAGGCCCACGAAGACAGGUUUUUUAAGUCAUGCUACUUUUGAACAAUUCCCUCGUCAGCUAUGUACAAUUUAUUGUUGCUUAUGCCAAUCCGGUCCCAUUUAUAUUUUACCCUUUGUGUGAGAUCCUAUGUAGACAUAUCAGGUAGGGCCUGUCAAAUUACAGUUGAUCUAAAAAGUUACUUUUAUUUAAACGUUUUUCUAAAAAGUUUUUUUAUUUAAAUCAUUUUGUCUUAAUUUUUUUCUGAAUUAUUUAUCAAAAAAUAAAUAAAUUAACCACACGUAAAUCAUUUUCAACGCCAGUCUCCAUUUGUCUACUAAACUGGGCAAUGCUGAGACCAGUCUUUUUACUGAUGUUCCCGUCUUGAUGUUAUUGGUAAUGCUAUGUUUAUCUCAUCAAUUCGAAUAGAUAAAGACGACUUUUCAACUCUAAGUUUUGCAGCUGACUGCCCCUUUCGCAGCCGUUUGUGUUAAUUAUACAUUUAUGCCUUUUUUACAUAGUAAUUGCAUUUAUAUGUCAAUCCAUCUGUUUAUAUUUACCCUAUAAUGACAAGUAUCCUAGCCUUCCAAGCAUACGUCACAAAUUAAAAUAAGCCACAUUCCUCGCAGACAAGAAACCCAUGACUAAAAUUCAAGCUCGAACACAUCACUUAUCACAUUCCACUGUUUAAUUUCCUGCAUUAUUUUUUCAAAUACAUAUUACCUUAAUUAUUGCAAUGGUAGAAUAUUCGAAAAAACGUUUUAUUUGCUUGGGUUCUAACGAACCUCGCAUCUUUUAAUUGCCAAGCUCAAAUGCACAUUUGCAUCCGUUUCGUCGUGUAUAUUAAACAAGGGGCUACAGAGAUCUUUAAUAUAUUGCUUUUAGAAUUCAUAUAGUUUUUAUUGUAAUGUAAACAGUCGUGGGGAAUUUUCGGAUGGUAUAAAUUAAGCACGAUGAUAUCGAAAGAUUGUGGUCACUAUCAGUAAAAUUGUCUUGUAACUAGAAAAAAAGAUCCACUCUCGUUUAGAGUUUAGGCCCUACUCGAGCCACUUCUCACUAGUUGAUUCAUUGUUCGUAGGGGGGAGGGGGGGCAAUCCAAAGUAAUUACCCUGAAACCAAUUGAUAUUUUAAACAGCAGUUGUAUUUAGAAUCCUUGGUUGCUUGCCAAUAAUUCUACCUCGAUGUGAAAAGUACGUAAAAAUGCGCAUUUUGAUAUAAUACUAUUCAUUGUACCCAGUACCUCAUUGAUAUAGAUCUUUGGCAACUUUUUAGAUUUGAUUUACAAGUCCUAUCCCUCCUAUCUUAGUCAAUGUACUGAUAAUAAUUGUUUACUUGACUGAGGACCAUAACAUAUGUAAUAAUGACGCUUAACUUAUUCAAUAUUUCUAUUCCAGUAUUGUUAUCAGAUUUGGGUGAAUUUUGAGGGUAUUAAUUAAUACAGAGUGUGUUUAUGUUGUAAUUUAAAUUAAUUAUCUUUCGAUUGGAAUAGAUACAUUUGAAAUACAUAAAUUACAAUGGGCAACGAGUCAUGCUUGA
Messenger RNA from Rhopilema esculentum, 4860 nucleotides. Its product is annotated as sodium/calcium exchanger 1. NCBI's taxonomy places the organism in Eukaryota, Metazoa, Cnidaria, Scyphozoa, Rhizostomeae, Rhizostomatidae. Gene Ontology annotation, cellular component: postsynapse; sarcolemma; axon. Gene Ontology annotation, molecular function: calcium:sodium antiporter activity. The record is from RefSeq and is a predicted model, not a curated record. Gene Ontology annotation, biological process: cell communication; calcium ion import across plasma membrane; sodium ion transmembrane transport.